UUUACAAAGGUAAUUCGCUUGUUUCAGCUUAAGGUCAUAUUUAACUUAACUAAAAUAAAAAUAAUAGUUUGUGACUAAGAAAUUGGACUGCAGGAUCAAUUCAUAGGGCUUAUUUUUUGCCUUCCAAGCCACAAAGGCGAUUUCAGUUCGGGAAAAAUCAGCCGGAGUUAAAAUCGAGCAUCAUUUGGGCGCAGCUGCAAGUCACGGACACAAAGGCGUUUGGGAGUGUUUCACUCGUGUGUAUUUGUGUGGGCGCCGCGGAAACCACAAAAACAACAUCCAGAGCUAUGGUGGGAAUUAUCGAUGAGGCGCAGCUGUUUUAUCCUCUGGGAAGUCGCAUCAAGAUAGCCGACAACUACGGCACAGUGCGCUAUGUGGGAGAGGUCAGCGGCCACAUGGGCACCUGGCUGGGCAUUGAGUGGGACGACGGGCUGCGGGGCAAGCACAACGGCAUCGUAGACGGCAAGCGCUACUUCCAAACGCAGUCGCCUACGGCGGGCAGCUUUAUCCGGCCGGGCAAGGUGGGGCCGUGCGCCACUCUGGAGGAUGCUGCCCGCGAGCGGUACCUGAAUUAUGACUCGAGCAACGUAGACGAGUCCCUCAUCCGAGAGGCCCAGGCCAGUCUGCAGGCGUCGCUCUUUGAGGUUGUAGGUAUGGACAAGAUCGCCCGCAAGCAGAGCAAGUUCGAGCAACUGGAGGAAGUGAGUGUUGACCAAACGCCAGUGAAUGCAGCCGGGUACCUGAAGGAGCUGACCCAGCUAACCACGCUGAACGUAAGCCACACCUUGAUCUGGAACUGGGAGAUAGUCGCCAACAUCGCGCAGCAGCUGCCCUCCCUGACAAACCUGAACCUGAGCUCCAACCGACUCGUUUUGCCUACGGCAUCCGAAAUCACAGAUUUGGAGCCCAGCUUCCGACAGCUGAAGCGUAUUAAUCUACGCGGUUGCGGCUUUUCAGACUGGAAGGAUGUGAUGCAUACGGCGCUUUUAUGGCCAAAUAUUCUUUCCCUGGGCCUUCAGGAGAAUCCUUUUGGUCAGCUGGCCGAGGUCGAUCGAAAGAAGAUCUUUCAACAGCUUCAAGAGCUGGACUUGCAUCGCACUAAAAUCAUGGAUUUUGACCAGGUGGUCAAGUUGGGCAACCUGGUGACGUUGCGCUCUUUGAAUCUCAUGGAAAACGGCAUCGAGGAAAUAAAGCUUCCAGACUGUGAUCCGCAAGAAAAAAUUAACAUGUUUGUCUCACUUGAGCAGUUAAAUCUGCUUCACAAUCCUAUUUGGAAUGAGCAGGCGGAUGCCUUCAACGAAUUGGACAAGCUGCCGCAGCUAAGCCGCUUGAGUAAGACACCGCAUCUAAAGUCAAAUUUUGAUGAAAUGGCCUCUAAGGCCGUGGCUAGCAUAGCCGGCCUGCAGUUCAUCAACAAAGCGGAAGUGACAGCUGAGGAGAGACGUGGUGCCGAGUACGAUCUUUGGAAAAAACAUGCCUUGGACUGGAUGCAGGCGACGCAUCAAGGCUCAGAUUCCUUGCGUGAAUUUUGCCGGAAGCAUCGCACCUAUCCAUUACUGGUUAAAAAGUAUGGAUCCCCGGCAGACUUUGUACCUCGCACCCAAACGAAGCCAUCGAAUUUAAUAAAUAUUUGCAUUCGACAUCAGCUUUCGGGAGAGACAUGGGAGAAAAAAAUCCCGCGAAUGAUAACUGUACAGACUCUGCAGGGACUGGUUAUGAAGCGGUUCCGGUUAGGCGGUAACGUUCCCCAGCUGUGUUACGUUGAUGCCAAGCAUCCAAACCUAGUGGUUCAACUGGAUAACAAUGCAAAAACGCUGGACUUCUAUUCUGUACAAGAACACGACACGGUUUUGGUUCAAUAGCGUACAGCAAUUAAGCAAGGCGUUCAAUCUCUUUUCCGUAUUCAAAUAUGGUAUUUUACUUUUAGGUAACUGAAAAUCAAAAAUUUCAUGUUCAAUUUAAAUUCUGACCCCCCAUGCUUAAAUUGAUAAUGUUAUCUGUAGGUAAAUUUAAGUUUAAAUUUCUACUAUGCAAUAAAACUCGUAUAUUUUUUUGUUUUUGCUUGAAAAAAAAACACGUUACAAACCCAAA
Messenger RNA from Drosophila ficusphila, 2091 nucleotides. RefSeq names its product tubulin-specific chaperone E (gene Tbce). Bases 288 to 1862 code for a protein of 524 amino acids. NCBI's taxonomy places the organism in Eukaryota, Metazoa, Arthropoda, Insecta, Diptera, Drosophilidae. The record is from RefSeq and is a predicted model, not a curated record. The transcript has 5 exons.